GGCGUACGCGUGCUCAGUGCGCAGGCGUGCGGCCGGGGUAGCCGCGAGUCGCCAGCUGAGAGACGCGGCGGACGUCUGAGGCGCCGAGCUGAGGGAGGAUGGAGCCGCUCAAGGUGGAAAAGUUCGCGACCGCGGAUCGGGGAAACGGGCUGCGUGCCUUGGCUCCGCUGCGCCCCGGGGAGUUGCUGUUUCGCUCCGACCCCCUGGCAUACACGGUGUGCAAGGGGAGUCGUGGCGUCGUCUGCGACCGCUGCCUACUCGGGAAGGAAAAGCUGAUGCGAUGUUCUCAAUGCCGAGUUGCCAAAUACUGCAGUGCCAAGUGUCAGAAAAAAGGUUGGCAGGACCACAAGCGGGAAUGCAAAUGCCUCAGAAGCUGCAAACCCAGGUACCCUCCCGACUCCGUGCGCCUCCUCAGCAGAGUCGUCUUCAGACUUAUGGAAGAAACACCUUCGGAAUCGGAGAAGCUAUACUCAUUUUAUGAUCUGGAGUCAAAUGUUAGCAAACUGACUGAAGAUAAGAAAGAGGGCCUCAGGCAGCUUGCAUUGACGUUCCAGCAUUUCCUGAGAGAAGAAAUUCAGGAUGGUUCUCAGCUCCCACCUUCCUUUGAUGUGUUCGAAGCCUUUGCAAAAUAAACUGAGGAAGAUCUUUACAAAUACAUGAAGACAAGGUUUCAUCCUGCCAGUGUUCCAGGUAGUUUGGGAUUCAUGAAAGAAGCGUUUCAAAAGGAAGAUGGCCACCGUUUAGAAGGGCAGUGACUCAGCAUUGAAUCCCGCAGUGAGAAACCCACUGACGCCAUUUUUAUUAUUCAAGUGGACUCAAAUUAUGAAAAUUUUGAAAUUGAGUGAUUAUGCUGUUGGUGUUUUUACUGAAAUGGUGAGUUAUAUUGCUCCUGAUGCAAAGCCAAGUUACUCUUUAAGUCACUUGUGUCCAAAUCAGCGUGUUAGGUCACCAGCCUCACAAUCUGCUGGUGUGGCGUAUAGUGUUUCAGGAGGAGCUGCAAAGUCAGUAAAUUAGGAUUUGGCAAACUUUACGGUGUCCUGUAACUAAACUGUCCAGAAUGAGGAAGAGGGCCAUCAAAACAGUCUUUAUCUGAGCAAAAGUUCACUUUAAUGAAUCCGUUGUAGAGCGUAAUUUUAUAUUACUAUACCUUAAGAGUGGUGCACAAAUUUAAUUUUGGGAGUGCUUACACCCUAGUAAAUUAGAGGUGAAGGACUAUUUUUAUGUGUGAGGUUUGUUCUCAUACUCAUUGUAUUAAGGCCACUGAAAAGCCCUGUCUGGGCUGGAGGAGUGGCUCAAGUGGUACAGCACCUGCCUAUCAAGUGUAAGGCCCUGAGUUCAAACCUCAGUACCACCUACCCUCCCUCCAAAAUAAGUCAUAUAUGUUUGUGGUUCUAUCAUGUUAUUGAAGUAAUACAGUUUAGAAUAUAGAAUAUAAUUUUAUUCAUUUCAAACAUUAAAAUAGAAAAAAUAUAUUCAUCCCUGUUUUAAAGCUUUUUUUGUUUAAAGGAAUAUAAUGCACAGUUGCAGAGAAGUUUGAAAAUAUAUCUUGUUGACUGUUUUCAUCUCAAUCUCCAUUUCUGAUUUGUAAUGAAGAUAGGAGCAGAGCUAUGUUUUGUGGUGACACAAAACACACAUAGCCACCUGUCGUCUGAGUAGCCCGCUCACCAUCCAGCUGCAGCUGGUUUCAGUCCUAUGCUAGUGAGAACUAGGGUAGUUUGCCUUGGGUCAGGACUGGGUGCUGCCAUGAGAUACAGGAGCUGAUGAUGAGGCAAGCUGGGUUCCACAUCCAGAGACCAUUACAGUUGAAAUCAUAGGACCAGCUCAUGUCGUAUACUUUAAAGAAAGGCAUCUCCAUGUAGUUUUGUUUCUUUUUGUUUGUUUUUUUGGUGGUACUGGGGUUUGAAUUCAGCUCUACCACUUGAGCCACUCCACCAGCUUGAGUCUUACAUUAGACUUUCUAAUUAGGAAUUCUGUGGACAUUAAUAAAAAGUCCAAUUUCAGUUAGAAAUUUUCUUCUUGAUACAUUCAAACUUAUUCCUCAGAUGGCUUUAUUUCCAUUCUUGUCCCUCUUAAAUAUUCAUUUGAAUGCAUUUCUGAGGAAGGUAUCCCUUAUCUGUGUAUUAUAAAAAGCAGUCUGACUUGACCAUUAAUUUUUCCUAACGUAGUAAAGUGUGAAAUUACUAUGACCCCUAGUUUUUUAAGUUAAAAGGAUGAUUUUUGUUACAUUGAAGAUAAUGAGGAAGCUCUUAUCCUAAGCCUUGUGCUGAAAUGAGGUUUCUGUAAUUCUAUUAAAUUUUUGUUGAAUGCAACAUUGUUCUGGCAGCAAUUUUGCAUCUUCUUGUAAAGUUUUAGAGUCAAAUGUGAAACAGAAUCUGUAACCGUUGUUUCACUAAAUGGAGCCUGUGUUUCUCAAAAAGCAGGGUGAACCUCUUUGGAUUCGGUGAUGAUUACUGUGAGAUUGGGCACGUGUUCUCACCUCAGCUCGAGGCAGCCUCAGGGAGCAUGCUUUCUAGAAAGGGGCGCUCCUCACCCUGCACGAUUGAUCACUCGUGUCAGACUUUGGCCUGAUUCCUCUGCAUGCCGCAGGGAUGCAGGAUCACACAGUACUCUCUGGAGGUCCACGUGAGCAGCAGCAGGGCUGCUCUGAACUGUGGGGCCCAGGAACAUAAGACAUCACAACAAAGACCAAAGUUUCACAUUUCUUUGGCAGUUUUUAAAAGCAAAUAAGCAAGCAAGCAAGCAUGGAAGACACAGCCCAUGGAGAUCUAUCUAUCGCAAGGCUGUUCCUAAUAACUAGGAGUUUAUUAAUUUGUAGUUUAUGACUCAAAGGCAACAGCACAAGGACAUUAAGUUCAGGCUUAGCAUCACAGAUUUCUGCAGAGCUGGUACAUCAUGCCACUUUCCAGUGGUGGAGUUGGGGUGACUUGC
This is a messenger RNA of Castor canadensis (American beaver), 2928 nucleotides long. The record is from RefSeq and is a predicted model, not a curated record. Lineage: Eukaryota; Metazoa; Chordata; Mammalia; Rodentia; Castoridae.